This is a messenger RNA of Dioscorea cayenensis subsp. rotundata (Guinea yam), 1392 nucleotides long. Its product is annotated as putative wall-associated receptor kinase-like 16. Gene Ontology annotation, cellular component: plasma membrane. NCBI's taxonomy places the organism in Eukaryota, Viridiplantae, Streptophyta, Magnoliopsida, Dioscoreales, Dioscoreaceae. The transcript has 3 exons. The record is from RefSeq and is a predicted model, not a curated record. Bases 1 to 1392 code for a protein of 463 amino acids. Gene Ontology annotation, biological process: protein phosphorylation; cell surface receptor signaling pathway. Gene Ontology annotation, molecular function: protein serine/threonine kinase activity; ATP binding.
AUGCUGCUGCUCCUGCUGAUCAUACUGCCAUGCAUGCAACAUGAACCGGCUGACGCUGCUGUAUUUUCCAACAAUACACAAGUUGGUAACGGGUUGUCCCCCAACUUUACAUCAAUGAAGGUGAUCAAACACAAGGACAUGGAGCAGUGUCUGGUCCAUUCCAUGAAUCCAGUUUUGGUAUUCAGUUCCAGUUUUGAUUACCUCAGGGAGUUUUGUUGGAUGGAUGAUGACUAUCGUAACACAUCUCGCAGAUGGUACAUCUUUCAAACCUUUAAUGAUGGUGUGCUUCACAUUGAGAGAACUUUUGAUCUUCUACUUGCCCUGAAUACUACUGUUGCCAUUCAGCUUGCGCUACUUGUGCUUGCAAGGUGUCUCCGAGGCAAAUGGUGGGCAUGUAAUUUAGAGCAGGAUAAGAGAGAGCACUACUCUAACAAUCAAAGUAUACUCCUGCGCAAACUCAUCUCCUCAAGUGAAGGCCUAUCGGAAUAUGGAUUUACCAUCUACACAGUAAGAGAUCUAGAGAAAGCCACCAACAACUUCAAUCCCACCAGCAUCAUUGGCAAUGGCGGCCAUGCUACAGUUUUCAAAGGCUUCUUAUCUGAUAAACGGGCAGUAGCCAUCAAGAUGUCCAAGCUAACGAACCCACAAGACAUGAAAGAUUUCAUUAACGAGCUGUUCAUUCUCUCUAAAAUCAGACAUAAGAAUGUGGUAAAGCUCUUUGGCUGCUGCUUAGAGACAGAAGUGCCAUUGUUGGUUUUUGAUUUCAUUCCCAAUGGGACACUUGCUAAUCACCUCCACGUCCGGCAAAGUUCAUCCUCAUUAUCGUGGGAGAACAGAUUAAGGAUUGUUACUGAAAUUUCAGGUGCACUUGCAUAUCUCCACUGUAAUGCUUCUAUCUUCAUUUUUCAUAGAGAUGUCAAGUCUUCCAACAUACUUUUGGACAACAAUUUCACUGCCAAAAUGUCUGACUUUGGAGCAUCAAGAUCAAUUCUGGUAGAUGAGAGUGCAAGUGUCGGUUCUGGUCUAGUUACCCUUGUUCAAGGAACAUUGGGAUAUUUAGAUCCUGAGUAUUAUCAUACUAGGAAGCUGAAUCACAAGAAUGAUGUUUAUAGUUUUGGAGUUAUUUUAGUGGAGAUUUUAACAGGUAAAAACCCUGUUUCUUUUACUUUGACUGAACAGCAAACAAACUUGCGUUCAUGGUUCAUCUCUGCUAUGAAGAAAAAGCGCCUCAUUAAGAUCGUUGAAUCUCAUAUUGUGAACAUAGAAUCCAGAAGACAGAUUGAAGCAGUUGCAAAGAUUGCGGAGACCUGCCUGAGAUUGCGAGGGGAUGAGAGACCUACAAUGAAGGAAGUCGAGAUGGCACUUCUGAUGUUAAGUCUCUGGAUGCCAUGA